Messenger RNA from Anguilla anguilla (European eel), 1716 nucleotides. Its product is annotated as DNA repair protein XRCC4-like. The transcript is spliced from 8 exons. The coding region runs from base 93 to 1103 and encodes 336 amino acids. Gene Ontology annotation, biological process: immunoglobulin V(D)J recombination; double-strand break repair via nonhomologous end joining; positive regulation of ligase activity. The record is from RefSeq and is a predicted model, not a curated record. Lineage: Eukaryota; Metazoa; Chordata; Actinopteri; Anguilliformes; Anguillidae. Gene Ontology annotation, molecular function: DNA binding. Gene Ontology annotation, cellular component: nucleus; DNA-dependent protein kinase-DNA ligase 4 complex; DNA ligase IV complex.
GUCGAUUUUAUUUAACGACGACACCUUUAGACUUUUUCAGGAAUGCGGAAGCGCGUGCUGUUUUAAGGUGAGCUGUCGGUGCAUCGGGAGGGAUGAGUGUAAGCGUGACACAGAUCAGCGUGUCCUCAGAGUCCGGCGGAACCUUCUUCCUGAAGGUGGACUGGGUGGAGGAUCUGGGGGCGGGUUUCACAGUCGCGCUCUGCGAUGGCGAGUCAGCCUGGAUGGGAGAAGUGUCGGAGGAGGAGGUGCAGCAGGAGGCAGAGGAGCUGGAGAUGAGGAAGGAGAGCUACGUGAAGGAGCUGCAGCUGGCCCUGACUGGGGUGGGGCGGCCGGGCGGGGACUACAUCUUCCAGCUCUCCCCCAGGAGCGCCCAGCGGGACCGCACCCGCCGUCUGACCUAUGAGAAGGUGCAGCAGGACAUCUCGUUCAGGCUUGGAUCAGUGGACCUGCUGCCCUGUCCAGAACCUGACCGGGUCAUCAAAGAGCUCAUUAGCUAUGGGCUCCUGCACGGCAGUGAGCUCCAGGCCCAGAACCAGAACCUGCUGGAGGAGAACCAACGUCUGUGCUGCGAGCAGGACCGCAUCACCACCGAGCUGGAGAGGUACGUGCAGGGCAAGGAGAGCUUGGAGAGAGAGCUGUACACUCGCUUCGUUCUGCUGCUGAAUGAAAAGAAGGCCAAGAUCCGGGAACUGCAGGAGAGGCUAAUACAGCUACAGGAGCAACGGGAAGAGAGAGAAAAGAGCAGCGAGGCGACCCCGGCGGCGGGGGCGGGCCCGGAGGGGGCCGAAUUCGGGACGAGCUCAGACGAGGAGACGCAGGACCUGGCCCUGUCCCAGGUCUCGACGGUUCCCGACGUGACCAGCCCAUGCUCCAUGGACGUCGACCUGAGCGACAUCCCCGACGUGGCUCCCAACCGCAAGCGUCGCUGGCGCCAUCUCCGCGAACUGGGGUCGGAGGUCACGAAGGGUUCCUGGGACCCGCGGCAGACUGGAAGGAAGGACGCCGCCCAUGGGAAAGCGGAGGCCAAUCAGGACACGGCUCAGGAGUCUGCAGAUGUAGCCACGCCCGACCCUAAGACUGACAGUCUGUUUGAGGACUUCUAACCCCUCCCCCAGACAUUCCCUGCAGGUGCUUUAAAAAUGUGCGCUUAUUCCUAUUACUGGUGUGUGAAUGUUCAACGUUACACUCAAUGGUCCAUCCAAAGCUAUUAGAAAAACUUGACGUGUUGCGUAAAGAUUAUACGAAAACGAAACGUCUAUUUGUGUAAUUAUUUUGAUUUAAAACAAAAUGACUGGGGUCCUGACCAGGAAGUGUUGGACUCCUGAAGUUUUACCAAAGGUUUAUUUUUUUAUUAGAUUAUUAAGGAAUAUUGGGGAACUGUUUUAAUGUGACAGAAAUAUGUUUUUAUUGAUGACAAGAUGCGUGGUGCAGCCAUUAGGGCAGCUAGCUCUUGAGCCAUAAUGGAGUCCCCCGCAUAUUAGGGGGGGGGGGGGGUGGCGGGGGGGCGGGGUCACAGCACCAUUUAUCCCUCUCUAUCUGUUUCCCUCUUUGCUCUCUCCCUGACUGAAUAAAGUAAAAAUGAAGUAAGAUUAUUCAAUAUUUGCUCAUAUAUUUGUUAUAAUUAGUAAUGUUUGAUUUUGAUACUUUCCAAAAAAAAAAAUUGCUACUCAUUUGAUGAGUAUGCCCUAAAUAAAGUCUGUCGACGUGUUUAUAUUA